Messenger RNA from Vigna umbellata (rice bean), 2101 nucleotides. NCBI's taxonomy places the organism in Eukaryota, Viridiplantae, Streptophyta, Magnoliopsida, Fabales, Fabaceae. The record is from RefSeq and is a predicted model, not a curated record.
UUAUUAUUAUUUAUUAUUAACCAAACAAAAGCAAGAAAGUAAAAGCAAAAGAUGCCACAGAGACACCAUCUUCUGACUUAGACCACCGAGUGUUACCAUAAUUCAACCCUCAAAGAUUCACUCUCCUACACUUUUUCUUCUUCACUCUUCUAGCUUCACGGUUAGUUCACUCCAUUUUCACUACAUCACUCUCACUUCUUCACCUCUUUUGCGAUUUUCCUUUUUCCAUUCCCGAUUCUUUCAUCUCUGCCUUUUUUUUCUUUUUAAUUUCUGCAUCUUUCUUGAUUACUGAUUAAUUAAUAGGUUUCAAAAUAGGUUUUAUUAUGCCUUUUUCCUUUAUAGUUAAUUCGGAUAGCAUUGCAUGAGUUGUGUUGUUAAAGAUUGUGUUUCUGUUAACGGAUUCGUCAUCGAGUUUCGCUACUGGAGUUGAAUUUCAUUGCGUUGCAGAAUAAAUGUAUAAGAGUGAUUUCCUUCAGGACCAAUCCCUAUGGAGGUGGUAAUGCAUUGGAAUCUCUGGUGCUGCAUUCUUUUGGGAUAUCUUCAUAUAUAUUGUAUUUCUCUUAGUUCAGGACAUCACCUGAAUAAGAGUAUUGGCUUAGAGAGGUGGUUGGGUUAUUCUGGGUCACUUGUGCGAGACGAUUCUCAACUCCAUGAUUCUGCAUUUGGUGACACAUCAACUUUGUCAUCACCAUUGAAUGUCUUAGUCUCUUGUGAGGACUUGGAAGGUGUAGGAUCUUUUAAUACCACGUGCUUGCUAAGCUCAACUCAUUAUUUAAAAUCUGAUAUUAACAUUUAUGGCGUUGGAAACCUGGAGCUACUUUCUGAUGUGUCGCUUUUAUGCCCUGUGGAAGGGUGCAUGAUAUCAGUAAAUGUGUCUGGCAACAUUAAACUUGGUCAAAAUGCAUCCAUUGUUGCUGGUUCUGUGGUUUUAUCUUCAGCCAAUCUGACUAUGGAAUGCAAUUCUUAUCUAGACUCAUCAUCUUUAGGUGGGUCACCACCUUCCCAAACUAGUGGAACUCCUGUUGGCAGUGACGGAGCUGGUGGAGGGCAUGGUGGGCGUGGUGCAUCUUGUUUAAAAAAUAAUAAGACAAACUGGGGUGGUGAUGUUUAUGCUUGGUCUACAUUGUCUGAACCAUGGAGUUACGGGAGCAAGGGUGGUGGGAAAUCUCAUAUAAAGCAAUAUGGAGGGAAUGGUGGAGGACGUGUUAAGCUUCUAGUGAAGGACACUUUAUAUGUAAAUGGAUCUAUUACUGCAGAAGGAGGAGAUGGGGGGUCUGAUGGUGGAGGUGGCUCUGGUGGAAGUAUAUGGGUUCAUGCUGUGAAGCUGAAAGGGUAUGGUACCGUUAGUGCUGCAGGUGGGAGAGGAUGGGGUGGAGGGGGUGGAGGAAGAAUAUCACUGGAUUGUUACAGUAUACAAGAAGAUUUAAAUGUUACGGUUCAUGGAGGUUUGAGCAUUGGCUGUCCUGGGAAUUCCGGAGCAGCUGGAACAUAUUUCAAUGCACAUUUACUGAGUUUGAAAGUUAGCAAUGAUAAUGUCACAACAGAAACUGAGACUCCUUUGCUUGACUUCUCAACCAGCCCUUUAUGGUCAAAUGUUUAUGUGGAAAAUAAUGCAAAAGUUUUGGUUCCACUUGUGUGGUCCAGAGUCCAGGUCAGAGGCCAAAUUAGUGUAUACAGUGGAGGAAGCUUAAUCUUUGGGCUGUCUGAUUAUCCAAUUUCUGAGUUUGAGCUUGUUGCAGAAGAGCUUUUAUUGAGUGAUUCUAUCAUAAAGGUUUUUGGUGCAUUUAGAGUUUCUGUUAAAAUGUUACUCAUGUGGAACUCCACAAUGCAAAUUGAUGGUGGUGAGACUACCGUUGUGACUGCUUCAGUGCUUGAAGUGAGAAAUCUUGCUGUUUUAAGGCAAAAUUCUGUCAUCAGUUCAAAUACAAACUUGGCUUUAUAUGGUCAAGGACUACUGCAAUUGACUGGUGAAGGCGAUGCUAUCAAAGGCGAGCGAUUAUCCUUGUCUCUGUUCUAUAAUGUAACUGUAAGCAAUUAUCUUUACAAGGACUUAUGUAGUUUUUAUACCUUUUGAAGUUGUUAUAAGAGAUUUAAAUAUUUC